This is a messenger RNA of Ctenocephalides felis (cat flea), 1801 nucleotides long. RefSeq names its product succinate--hydroxymethylglutarate CoA-transferase. The transcript has 7 exons. Gene Ontology annotation, molecular function: catalytic activity. The record is from RefSeq and is a predicted model, not a curated record. NCBI's taxonomy places the organism in Eukaryota, Metazoa, Arthropoda, Insecta, Siphonaptera, Pulicidae. Bases 1 to 1326 code for a protein of 441 amino acids.
AUGAGUAAUGAAAACACAAGACUUCCUAAAGCAUCCAGCGAGACGAUUACAGUUGAAGGGCAAGAAAUUACUGAAGAUCCUGUUUUUCGACAAAUUGUUAGAUGUUAUUGUACGAACGUAGUUAGAAGUCAUGGGCCGCUUUCGGGCUUUCGUGUCUUGGACUUAACUAGAAUUGUUGCUGGUCCCUAUUGUACGAUGAUUUUAGGCGACUUGGGUGCAGAUGUUAUUAAGGUUGAACGAUUAAAAACUGGUGAUGAAUCCCGAAAGUGGGGCCCACCAUUUAUGAAAAAUUCCACCGAUAGUUGCUAUUUCAUGGCAAAUAAUCGCAAUAAACGUAGUAUAUGUAUUGAUAUAAAGUCCACAAUUGGGAAAGAGAUUAUUUAUAAGCUUGCAGAACAAAGUGAUGUGCUUGUAGAGAAUUAUGUGCCUGGUAAAUUAGAUGCUAUGAAUCUUGGUUAUGAAGACCUAAAGAAAGUGAAUCCUCAGUUAAUAUAUUGUUCAAUAACCGGUUAUGGCUCCAAGGGACCGUAUGCUAAAAGACCAGGGUACGAUGUAAUUGCUGCUUCCUUAGGUGGGUUAUUACAUAUCACUGGUCCUAAAAAUGGUGAACCCUGUAAAGUUGGUGUAGCAAUGACUGAUAUUGCAACAGGCCUUUAUGCACAUGGAGCAAUAUUAGCAGCUCUGUUGCAACGAUCUAGAACUGCCACUGGGCAAAAAAUUGAAUGUAAUCUACUCUCAACACAAGUUUCAACACUUAUCAAUAUAGGAAGUAAUUACCUUAAUGCUGGUUCAGAAGCACAGAAAUGGGGAACAGCACAUGAAAGUAUUGUACCUUAUGAAUCAUUUCCAACCAGAACAGGUUAUAUAACUGUUGGAGCUGGAUCAGAUGAUCAAUUUAAAUUUCUUUGUAAAAGGUUAUCUGCAUAUGAUUUAAUGUCUGAUGAAAAAUAUUCAACAAAUGCUGUUCGUGUGAAGAAUAGAGAAGGAUUGAUAACGUCAUUAAGAGAAAUAUUUGCACGCAAAAGCACUGAAGAGUGGCUAAACAUAUUGGAAGGAGCUCCAUUUCCUUAUGCACCAAUAAAUAAUCUUAAAGAAGUUUUUGAUGAUGAACAUAUUAAAGCUAUAGGUAUUGUCAAGGAUAUAUCACAUAACAUAUAUGGAUCUGUUAAAAUGGUUGGACCUCCUGUUGAGUAUAGUAAUAUGGAAAGCAAAGUUCUUAGGCCACCCCCGAUGCUAGGGGAGCACACAGAAGAAGUUUUGAUGGAACUGUUAGAAUAUGAUCUAGCUAAGAUAGCUACUUUAAGAUCACAACGAAUCAUACAGUAAAAUAUAGAAAGCUGUUGCGGAAAUAGAUGUAACAACAGAUAGUUAACCGUUUUGGUGCCAUUUCACAAUAUAUCAAAAAGUGCCAAGAAUAAUUACUCUCUGAAAUUGGAGUAAGAGGAAAUAAUGUCUAACUUUUGUAAAUAUGUUACAAUUUUCAAAUUUUUUUUCAAUGAUAAUUUCUAUGGUUCAUUUUAUGAAAAUAUAGGCCAGAAAUCAUAAUUUCUGUAAAUAGUCGAACAAUUUUGACAGAAUCAAAUUCAAACACACUGACACAUGUGUCACUACAGCGCAUCUGGCACUUUGUUUAUAGAACUCACUGAAACAAUUAAAUCAUUUAUCUUGAAACAUUUGCAUAUUGAAAAAUUAUUAACAUUAUUAAAAAUUUAGAUAUCUGGAUAUAAGCAUUUGAGAAGCGUAAAUAUACAAUUUAUAUUUAAAUUUGUUGUCAUAAAAAUAUUUUUUUUUUUUCAUCACU